Messenger RNA from Daldinia vernicosa, 1858 nucleotides. RefSeq lists its product as uncharacterized. Lineage: Eukaryota; Fungi; Ascomycota; Sordariomycetes; Xylariales; Hypoxylaceae. Gene Ontology annotation, cellular component: nucleolus; U12-type spliceosomal complex. Gene Ontology annotation, molecular function: RNA binding. Bases 201 to 1262 code for a protein of 353 amino acids. The transcript is spliced from 3 exons. The record is from RefSeq and is a predicted model, not a curated record. Gene Ontology annotation, biological process: positive regulation of mRNA splicing, via spliceosome.
GGAAAGUUUCAAUGUUGGAAGUUUUGGAAGCUUCGAUAAGUAAAGGGACUCCACAACAACACUCACUACUUGCAUGCAUAGUACAGGUACAGUAUACGAGUCGCGACAUUCUUUUUACAACAUCUCCCUUUAGACUCAACUUCGCGGCGACGCAAGAUAGAAUUUUAGCAUAGAAGUUCACCGAAGAGCGUCGCAUCAAGAUGUCGGGGGCGAAGCAUUGGGAGCAAGAUAAAGAAGCCACCGUCUAUGUGGGUAAUAUCGACGAACGCGCUACUGAUGCUCUGAUAUGGGAGCUGAUGGUCCAAGCCGGCCCAGUAGUCAACGUACACCUCCCCAAAGAUCGCGUGACACAAUCCCAUCAAGGUUUCGGUUUCGUCGAGUUCAAUGGCGAAGUCGACGCCGACUACGCCGCCAAAAUUAUGAACGGAAUCCGCCUAUACGGCAAACUCCUACGCGUUAACAAAGCCUCCGCAGACAAGCAGAAACCCCUCGAGAUUGGCGCCGAACUCUUCAUCGGUAACCUCGACUCUAUGGUCGACGAGAAGGUUCUCUACGACACUUUCGGCAGAUUCGGCACUCUGAUCGCCCCUCCCAAGAUCGCUCGCGACGACAACGGUUUGAGCAAGGGUUACGGUUUUGUUAGUUAUAGCAGUUUCGAGGCUAGUGACGACGCUAUCAACAACAUGAACGGUCAAUUCCUCAUGAACAAGGAUAUCAGUGUGCAGUACGCGUACAAGAAAGAUGGCAAGGGCGAACGCCACGGAGAUGAGGCCGAACGAAUGCUUGCAGCUCAAGCAAAGAAGCACAACGUUACCAUCGAAAGCCAGCCUAUGCCUCCCGCACUCCUUCAGAACCCUACUCCAGCUCCUCCACCUGCAGCAGUCGUUCCUCCGCCAGCUAUGGCUACUAGUGGAUUCGACCCUUCCAUGGCUGCCGGAAUCCCCCCUCCGAGACCACCGGUAGGAUUUGCUCCUCCUCCUCAUCGUGGGCCUCCUCCGCCAUUUGGUGUUAAUGGUGCGCCUCCGCCACCAGGGGCCGGAAGACCUAAUGUUCUACCACCCGCUCCAUCAGGAUUACCCGCUCGUCCCCCGCCCUCGCAAGCUGGAUAUGGCAGUCCGGCAGACUUCCAUCCCGGUGGAUUCCGGAUGCCCCCUCCGGGCUUUGGCCCUCCCCCUGGCGGUGUACCACCACCUCCUCCCGGAUUUGCUUCUGCCCCUGGGUUUAUUCCUACUGAAGGUCAAAAUCCGGGCUACGGCCGGUGAAGCACGAGAUUAGGGCCCUCUUAGAUCCCCCAAGAAUAGAACAUGGAUCUUAAUCCGUCACUGUUUGCCGGUAUUUGCACAUAAUCAUAAUCGGAGCUCUCUAUUACAUCGUAAAGAGCAUGUCCAGUAAGGAUAUCAAGGAAGCUCUCUUCCCCUUCGGGCAGCAUUACAGCAAAAAAUUCGUCUUCCUCGCUACUAAAGAGGCAUCCUUGCGUUCUCCGUUGGUUAGUGCGCACGAGCAAACGGUGAUAAUAAAAACACGGCGGGGCAAAGUCUAUGCCAUUUAGACAAUGAUCAAAGCGACAUCAUUCACAGAAGAACUGGGCCAUCGGCUCGAGAACCCUCGUCUAUUAAUAAAAUGGCUUAGUAACUACUUUGACAAGUAUGGGGAAAGCCAAGCAGGGCAGGAGGCAGUAAUCAAUAGACGAAUUAUGUAAACUAUGAAAAUACGUAGCUGCGCGCACGUUAUUGUAUUGGUCGUUAUAGAUCUAACUUGACAUACUCUCUAAUCUUGUUGAUGCCAGUAUCUCGAGGUCACAUUGGAUGUUAUAUCAGCUUGCUAUACUAUUGAGACUUAAUAGAAAUCUUUGAAAAAG